Molecule: messenger RNA, 825 nt
Organism: Klebsormidium nitens
Lineage: Eukaryota; Viridiplantae; Streptophyta; Klebsormidiophyceae; Klebsormidiales; Klebsormidiaceae
Source: the annotation of a GenBank genome assembly
AUGGAGACUCUCCCGAGCGACGUGCUGCUCGUGAUCGUUCACAAGCUGGCAGCCCAGGACCCGCUCGCGCUGCUGACCUCCGCCUGCGCCAUCAAGGCUUUCCUCCGCGUGACUGAGGACACUCCGGGGGUCUGGAAGGAGGUCUUCUACGGCUCGAGGCUUGGGCAAGAAAGAGCGCAAAAUGAUAAGCUUUUGGACGGGAAUCCGGAGCUGAAUGCUGAGGUGGAGUCACUGGGCGGGUUCAAGGUUCUGGUGGCAGCGCGAUAUGCAGAGAAGCUUGCAACUGCAUCUACCCGGGUUGAACAAAGCCAGGCAAAAAGGCGCUGCUUAGGCAGUUGCGAUGCCGUCCAAUUGCAACCGGUGUUCACGAAUGAACACUUCGUAGAAGCCCUGGAAAAGGAGCGCGGCCGCCGUCGCGCGACACCUGGGCUCCUUGGCAAGAAAGGCCUCUGCGGGAAGGUGUCCGUUGAGGUUUACGAAUUGCAGCCGCACAAUUCCGGCGGGGAGGCUUAUGCGGUUGCGAGACUGUGGAGGGGGCCUCUCAGAUCCUGGAUCCACCUAACCUACAAGGAGGUGUCCUAUGGAUUUAACGACCAACUCUUACCGGCUUGCCCGCCUGAAGAAUCUGAAGAAUCGCUGAAGGCGUCCGUGACUGUUGGGCAGCGACCGACGUCGGAUGGUGAAGGGCGCAGAUGGAAGAAUCUUGUACAUAAAGUGCAGCUCAAGGGAUCUGUGGAUGAGUCCGAGUUUUGCUGCCCAACGUGCGAAUCGGACUGGAGUUUCGAGAAGCUGACCCUUGCGGUGGAACUACGCACGGCCUCUUAG